AUGGCGUGUGGCAGAAAGAGAGUCACCAUCCAGCUGGUGAACCAGGAGGCAGGGCCUGGAACCAAGGGCCCAAAGCCCUCUCGGGGCCAGAACUACAAAGCAAUCCAAGCAGCCUGCCUGGAUGAGGGGAUCCUGUUCCGAGAUCCUAUUUCCCUGCUGGCCCUGAUGCCCUACUUCCCUGCUGGCCCUGAUGCCCUUGGCUAUGACCAGCUGGGACCCGACUCGGAGAAGGCCAAAGGGGUGGAAUGGAAGACGCCCCAUGAGUUUUGCGCUAAGCCCCAGUUCAUCUGUGAGGACAUGAGUGGAACAGACAUGUGUCAGGGGAGUCUAGGUAACAGCUGGUUUCUUGCAGCCGCUGCCUCCAUCACUCUGUACCCAUGACUCCUGUCCCAGGUGGUCUCCCCGGGACAGGGCUUCCAAGAGGGCUACGCAGGCGUCUUCCACUUCCAGCUCUGGUAGUUUGGCUGCUGGGUGGACGUCGUGGUGGACGACAGGCUGCCUGUGCGUGAGGGGAAGCUGAUGUUCGUGCGCUCGGAUCAGAGGAACGAGUUCUGGGACCCACUCCUGGAAAACACCCCACCCGAGACCUGCUUCCACAGGCUCCAUGGCUCCUACGGGGUGAUGCGAGGCGGCCACAUGAAUGAGGCUUUCGUGGACUUCACAGGCGGUGUGGGCGAGGUGCUCUACCUGAGGCAGGACACUCCAGGCCUCUUCUCUACCCUGCGCCAUGCCCUGGCCGAGGGGUCCCUCGUGGGAGCCGCUGCCCUGAGUGAUCGGGGCGAGUACCGUACAGAAGACGGGCUGGUGAAGGGACAUGCAUAUUCAGUCACAGGCACACACAAGGUGUCACGGGGCUUCACCAACGUGCGUCUGCUGCGGCUGCGGAGCCCACAGGGCCGAGUGGAGUGGCCUGGGGCCUGGAGUGAUAGAUGCCCAUGCUGGGACGUGCUCCCCGCUGAGUGGCGAGAUGCCUUGCUGGUGAAAAAGGAGGAUGGUGAGUUCUGGAUGGAGCUGCAGGACUUCCUCUGCCACUUCGCCACCAUCCAGGUCUGCUCGCUGAGCCCUGAGGUGCUGGUCCGCAGCCCGGCUGGAGGCGGCAGGCACAUCCACACCUUCCAAGGCCGCUGGGUACGCGGCUUCAACUCUGGCCGGGGCCAGCCUCGUGCCAAAACCUUCUGGACUCACCCCCAGUUCUGGCUGACGCUGCUGGAGCCUGAGGAGGAGGACGAGGGGCCCUGGGAGGGCUGGGGGGCAGCAGGGGCACAGGGCCCCACUGGAGGGCGCACCCCCAAAUGCACUGUGCUUCUGUCACCCAUCCAGCGCAACCGGCGGCCCCUGAGGGCCCAGGGCCUCACAUACCUGACUGUGGGCUUCCACGUGCUCCAGAUCCCAGAGGAGCUGCUGGGACUGUGGGACUCCCCGCGCAGUCGCGCGCUCUUGCGGGGCCUGCUGCGCGCCGACCGCUCGCCCUUCUGUGCCCGCCACGACGUGAGCCACCGCUGCCGCCUGCGCCCCGGCCACUAUCUGGUGGUACCCAGCCGCGCCGCCCGCGCCGCCGACGAGGUCGACUUCACGCUGCGCGUGUUCUCCGAGCGUCGCCACACCGCAGUGGAGGUAGAUGAUGUGAUCAGCGCCGACCUGCGUGCCCUCAUGGUCCCCUACAUUCCCCUGGAGCUAGAGAUGCAGCAGCUGUUUCAGGAGCUGGCAGGAGAGGAGGAAGAACUCAGUACCCCUCAGCUCCAGACCUUAUUAAGCAUUGCCCUGGAGCCUGCCAGGGCCCAUGCACGGACUCCCAGAGAAAUCGGGCUCAGGACCUGGGAGCAGCUGCUGCAGCGUUUUGGGCAUGGGCGAAGCCUCGACCUGUACCACUUCCAGCAGCUCUGGGGCCACCUCCUGGAGUGGCAGGCCACAUUUGACAAGUUCGGUGAGGACGCCUCCGGAACCAUGAACUCCUAUGAACUGAGGCUGGCCCUGAACGCAGCUCAGAGGCGGCCUCCCCCGGGCUUCCACCUGAACAACCAGCUGACCCAGGCCCUCACUAGCUGCUACCGGGACAGCCGUCUGCGCGUGGACUUCAAGCACUUGGCGUCCUGCGUGGCCCAGCUCAUCUGCCUCUUCCGCCACUGCAGCCAGCACCUGGAUGGGGGCGAGGGGGUCGUCUGCCUGACCCACAGACAGUGGAUGGAGGUGGCCAUCUUCUAG
Globicephala melas (long-finned pilot whale) is the source of this 2202-nucleotide messenger RNA. RefSeq names its product calpain 12 (gene CAPN12). Gene Ontology annotation, molecular function: calcium-dependent cysteine-type endopeptidase activity. Gene Ontology annotation, biological process: proteolysis. The record is from RefSeq and is a predicted model, not a curated record. Lineage: Eukaryota; Metazoa; Chordata; Mammalia; Artiodactyla; Delphinidae. Gene Ontology annotation, cellular component: cytoplasm.